AUGGCGCCUCUGCGGAAGACUGGUAGUUACUGCUGCGUUGUUGACUGCCAUAACAGCACUGUGAACACGAAGGGCUUGAUUCCGACAGUGAAAUUCUAUCGAUUCCCGAAAAGAUGGCACGAAAGAGACAGGCGGCAGGCGUGGAUUACUGCAGUGCGUCGAAGAAAUGCCGAUGGAAGCGCGUGGUACCCAGCAGAUUCGGCGCUGAUUUGCAGCAGACACUUUGUGGGUAACUGCAAAAAUGACUCUAGUAAGCAUCCGUCGUACCUGCCGACGAUUUUUCCGGCGGUGUACAACAAGCGGCCACCUGACGCAGAAGCGACACACAGGUGCAAACUGCAUGCUUGGACGGCAGCUUGUUCAGCGCAAAAUUCCGUGGAGCAGGCGGUUCCCCAGAGUAUUCAAGUUGACCCAGCAAUGCAAGAUCAAGAUACCCCUGUUUGCCUGAGCUUCCACGGCACUCUUUCAAACGAUGCGGAAAUACUAGGGCUGCCUCUCGCUACAAUCAGAAAUGACGACCCUCAACCUUCGGCAGCACUCUGUGAAACAAUACGACCGGCUUUUUCAGCUACACAGGCUGAUGCUGUAAGCGUGUGA
Rhipicephalus sanguineus (brown dog tick) is the source of this 597-nucleotide messenger RNA. RefSeq lists its product as uncharacterized. NCBI's taxonomy places the organism in Eukaryota, Metazoa, Arthropoda, Arachnida, Ixodida, Ixodidae. The record is from RefSeq and is a predicted model, not a curated record. The coding region runs from base 1 to 597 and encodes 198 amino acids. The transcript has 3 exons.